GGACGUGUGUAUCAGACUACAGUGUGUGCUGUUUUGUGGUGUGGCUGUUCAAUCAAGCUGAAUGCCUCGCGGCAUAAAAAGCGGUGCCUGUUUGUCGUAUCGGCUUAUGCCCCGACGGACUGCAGUUCUGAUGCGGAGAAGGAUACUUUCUAUCGAGAGCUAUCCAGGCUCAUUCGUCAGGCAAAAAGCACUGACAUUGUGAUCCUUGCAGGCGAUUUGAAUGCUCAACUACAACCAGUGUACGACCAGUACGCGGUUCCUACAGCUGACAAUGAUGAUGAUGAUGAUGAUGAUGUGUGGCUGUGGGGUUUGGCCUGUUCUAGCAACAGAACGGAGACAUCUUCGGGUCUUCGCUCGCAGAAAUCUUCGAACCCUAAAGAGGAAAGUAAACCCAACUCCUCCACAGCCACAUCUUUGGACCCUGUGCCUAACUGUGAUACGGCCGAAACGGCUGCUUUGAAUGGAGACCAGUCCAAUAAACCGAGUAUUCAACAAGAUAGUCUGAACAAAAUCAUAACCAAGAAAGUCAAAAUCGUUGACCCUGGCCCUGCUCAUGAGGUCGAGUCAGAUGAUGAAGAUUCCCUCUCACAGGCUGGUUCGUUGGACCGAACUGGGUCUGCGGGCAUUGGCGAGGCUGCACCAAUGUUGGCCAGUGGUCAGCCAACAGAUUUGCAGACCAUUGCUGCAGCUGCCGAGCGGAAAAAGACAAAGGAAGAAAGGAAAAAGGAAAGAGAAAAGAAGAAGGAAGAAGAAAUGUUGAAAAAAUAUCAGGCAGAACAAGAAGCCAAACAGCGUGUCUCUGCUAAAUCUAAAUGUGGUCGGUGGAUCAAACAUAACCUUAAGAGGGAGCACGUGGACACUAAAGAAAAACGCCAACAAAUGUUCAAAGAGACCGAAAUCAUGCUAAAAAUGAAUCAUCCUCACAUUGUUCGGUGUUUCGAUGUUUUCCGCGAAUGGAUAGAUAUGGAGGACCCGAACAAUCAGAUCGAGGAGAAGGGUGUGGUGAUUAUUCAGGAGUUAAUGGGUGAAGGAACAUUGAAAAGUGUUAUCCGGAAGAAUUUUCUCGAGGGACAGUGUAUUCUCAAAUUCCCCCUGAUCACUCGUUGGUGGCACCAGAUAUUGGAUGCCCUUCGCUAUAUGCACCACAAAAUACAGCCACCUAUCUUACAUCGAGACUUGAAGGCGGACAAUUGCUUUCUGUACGGUGCGUCAGAUGAAGAAUACCUCAAUGUCAAAGUAGGCGAUUUUGGCUUGGCUACGCACGUCAAUAAUAGCGGGCGCAAGACAAUGCUUGGCACACUGGGUUUUAUGGCUCCGGAGAUAUUUGACGAAAAAUAUGACGAGAAGGUCGACAUUUACGCUUUUGGUAUGCUCAUGCUUGAGGUGAUGACAAAUCGUACACCGUACGAUGAAUGUGAGACAGUGAUGCAAGUCGCGGCCAAGACAAUGUCAGGACAAGGUCCCGAUAUCAUGGAUAAAGUACUCAACCCCUCACUCCGUGAAGUCAUUAGCGCCUGUAUACAACCACUGACCUGCUUUCGUCCAUCCGCAGAGGAAUUGUACUUCCAUCCACUUUUUCAGCGCUAUCAAGAAGGUGACGACUCCUGGCCAAAAACCCUCCCGGUCGAAGUAGAACCCAAUUACGACAAUGCCACUGACCGUGCUGAAGUUUUGGAUCGUUUUGUACGUUCACUAGACGUCGCAGAAACCCGCAACCCGAAUUUCAACCUUCGAUUGCGAUUUCGGGACAAAAAGAUGCUUCAAGAACUAGGUUUGGACGAUGGUGAAUCGCUGGAAUUUGAUUUAGAUAUCUACAAGGCCGAGGAUCAAGAUAUACCGGAUUUGAUACACAAUCUGCCAAAAACCCUCCCGGUCGAAGUAGAACCCAAUUACGACAAUGCCACUGACCGUGCUGAAGUUUUGGAUCGUUUUGUACGUUCACUAGACGUCGCAGAAACCCGCAACCCGAAUUUCAACCUUCGAUUGCGAUUUCGGGACAAAAAGAUGCUUCAAGAACUAGGUUUGGACGAUGGUGAAUCGCUGGAAUUUGAUUUAGAUAUCUACAAGGCCGAGGAUCAAGAUAUACCGGAUUUGAUACACAAUCUGAGAUUGGGUUACGAAGACAAAUUAUGGCGCGUUUUUGAGAACCCGAAGCAACCGGAUAAAAAAAUUGUCUCCAGCCACUUGGACAAACUGUUCAACAGCAUUCGUCUUCAAAUGCAGUUUCUUGUCAAAGUCCUUCUUGGGAAGCGUUGGAAAGCAAUCUUAGACUCACUGGUGGAUGAACCCCGGGUUUCUCGAAAGAAAGAUGGCCAAUCAACCCUGGAUGAGGACGAUGAUAGUGAUACGGAUGGAAGAGAAACAAGCAGCUUCACUAUCAUUGGGAAGUAUAAGGGCAAAUGGAGCCGAGCGAAGAGGCUGUUGGAUCGAGAGAUUCAGGCCUACAGGAACGCCACAGCUGGGCACCCGGUAACCAGCAAUCCAGCAAACGUUGGUCCGAAAGUUGCACCGGUACCGACGAGUACAUCUAAUAUGCCCACCAGUUUACAGCCGGAUGCUGUUGUCUCUGGUGGGACUCUCACACCAAAUGUGCAUCCACCUGUGCAUCCGAGUACAACCCCAGUUCCCACUAGCAAUGUGCAAACUUCUGUUCCCGAGGCCGUCGAACCAAGUCCUGUGCAAUCGAAUGUGGCUACGAUUGGAAAGUUUAGUAUUUCAACGCCACCAUCAGCUUCCGGAGCACCACCCGCAGUUUCUCAAAGCACCAUCCAACCUCAAACUGUACAGUUGCCUUCUGAAACGAUACAAACUCCUCCCCUCGCAGAGCACAUAGGCCUACAACCUUAUCCUUCGAACGAAGCCAACCUCUAUCAAAAUACUGCACAGGGGUCAGUGUCUACCGCCGUACAGAACCCGAACCCUGAGAGUGGUUUAAUACCGGUGCGACUCCAUCCGGACCAGAAUGUUACACAACUCCCUGUAAUGCAAACACCACUGUCGGCGAACCCAAUCAGUGGGCAUCCCACUUCAGGUAACCAGAUUCCUCCAAUGACUGCUCCACAACCACAGACUUCACAUUUGCCCAACCUUCUUCCCACAUCCACAAAAACAGAUUCGGAGUCCGUCGCAGCGGUAGAUUUAGAUAGCGUGACACGCUCUGCUUUGUUACUACAACAGGUACUUCAGGGAAUCUCCGUGCCACCACUGAAGCCCUUUUCUGAAGGUUCGGCUGCGCAAACAGGGCCCAACAGCCCUGCCUACAGUUCUUCGGUUGCUCAGCCCAGUCAGUUUCCCAACCAGUUGCAACAACAACAGUCGAUGACGGCACCACAAACACAACAACCAGUGCUCACUGAUGGGGCAACAGCCCCGGUGGCGAUAUCGCCAGCUACCGCCGGAUCAGGUUCAAUUCCCAGCCACUACAUAUCACCGGAAGCUUUGAUACAAAGCCUUACUGCGGGUCUGCUGGGUCCAACAACACCGGAAAUGCAGCAGUUACAGCAACCUGUUGUCCAGUCGUCUUCUACCCAAGGAAUGUCAAGCAGCAUCAGUGCUGGCCAGAUCGCCACUGGAGCUCCCGCUAUCCCUAUGACUGAUCAACAGGCAUUACUUGCUGCCAGUAUGCGCGGCCAACCCCCAGUUUUAGGUGGAUCGGAUGUUGCAUCCCAGCCUGAUCUGGACGCCGCCGUAAAGGUCGAGUCUGUUCGGCACGAUGCAGGUCAACCUUCCGUUUUGCUGAAUCAGCUGACAGAAGCUUUGCUCGGUGUGGCCACUGGCACAGCUGGAACCCCGACAUCUGCAUUUGGAUUACAGCCAACUCAACAACAAGCUUUGUUGCAGACUCUUAUCAAUCAACAAGCUGGGCAACAACAACAGCUUGCUCAGUUGGGUUCUGCUGCGUCCACCAAGCAGCCUUCUCUUCAGAAUACAUCCGUUUUCGAAACAGGGACUAAGCUACAACAUCCCGUCCGACAGUCAUCAUAUCUAUCAGUUGACCACCACUCGUACCCGUGCGCUAAGUCUGGCCGCCUGUCACAGCUCCCCGUUAAUGAGACAGCGUGGUACGGGAGUGAUGGUUGCUUGGUUUUGGCGUCGAAACGCCGAGCAAUGAACAAAUUCAGACGUCAGUGCGAUACAGCUGCUACACAACAAGCUGUUGGUUCUUCUGCUGGUCCGCGAAACGGAACGGUUCCAGCUCAAGACCCAUGUAUAUGUCGCACGACUACGCAUAAAUUACACAGCCCUAUGAGUCCGCUUGUCAGACUUAAGGCAUCGAUGAGGCGUCAUUCAUCCCUCGAUCCGUCAAUGAGUAUGGGUCACCGUCGUGAUUCCAUUCCUCAAGUCGCCCUAAAUUCCAUGACUUCUAUUCUGUCUCCCCUAUUAACCAACCUCUUUCCGAAACCUAGUCGGAAGCCGUCGGUUCCCGAUCAAAGCGACCGAAAGUUACGCAAGAAAUCCAAGCCCAAACCGCGCUUCAUCCUGCGCAUGACUAAAAUAGAAAAGGAUUCGGAGGGCAGUGAACCAGGUUCAUUUCGUCCCACGUUUUACUUGGAGAUGCCGGACUUGAGUAAUCCGAACAGUGAAGUGUGGAAGUUCAGCUUUCGCUGCAACCUUUCCGAUACACCGGAUGACAUCAAGCUGUUCAAAGGCUCUGGUUACACAGCGACUAACGAAGAGGUGGAAAGAGCUGCCAAGGAAGCUGUCGUCCAGAUGUUAGAAUCAUUGCGUGCGGACGUCAGUUCGGUCAAACUCAAUCAAGAUUACGUCUUCUAUCCUCGUUCACAUUCUUCUACAAACCCGAGCUUCCCUCCUGUUCCGUUGUCUGAACCGUCGUCCAUAGCGUCUUCCCAUGUGGCUGCGGGUCUUCCGGUGACCGCCAAGUCUUCUCAAACGUCUCUGAGUAUACCCAGCUUGACCUCACGUAGUGUGGCUUCGCAGCAGCUGGGUACUGUUCCCCAAGCCACCGCCAUAGUCGCGUCAAGUCCCAAUCCACCAAUUCCUGGUGCGUCGCUGGUGUAUGACACUUCUGCUGCAAUGGCCAACUUGGAAGAAGUCCCACCCAUAGAAAAUACCAGUCACUUUAAUGGAUUACUUGUUCAGAAUCCUCUGGACAGUACAUCAUACGCACGGUCACAUCCUUUUUUGUCGACCAACUUCCUCGCUGGCUUGGCUUCAUCCGAAACAGGACGUGACGAUGAUGAUGAGCUUGGAGAAAUUUCCAGACCUUUAUCCCCUGCCGAGAUAUCAAUCCCACAGCAGCUACAACAGUUUGCCAGUCGUCAGAUCUUGGCGCCUAAUUUUGAUUCUAGCAUUCCAUCAACAUUGCCUCUUGGGAGUGCAGCAACUUCAUAUUUCUCUGCCUCUUCUUGUGGCAGUACUGGUCCUGCAUCAGUUCCUUCUGCUGCUAAACAUGGCGCGUCUUUUCCGGGUACAGCCUCUGCAUCGUUAGACCCAUCAGAGGGUGUUGCUUCACGACAGCCUAUUCUUCCUUUCGGUGCUAGCUAUUUGUCGGAGCUACUUUCCCUGGCGGCUAAACAUAUCGCUCAGCUGUCGUCUUCAGCUAGUGGCACACAGACAAGCCUAGAAGAAGUGACUCCACUGAUCCCUAUGGUGUCCUCUCCAUCAUCAGCAUAUGUACCACCCACUGAAGUACUGGCUGAUGUAGUUACCGCUGAUCCUGUUGAACAUGUUCGUCGAGAGUUACCCUUCGACGCCAAUGCAUUCCUGCUUUCUCACCUGAAUCGUGUUUCGGCUCUCGGGCAGUCUCAGGUAACCACCACUACCGCGAACACCGGACCUGCAGUUACAGAAACUCCGGAACAAGAUUCGUUUGUGACUUUGACAUGCACUAUACCUGCAUCCCUGGAAGCAGUCAUGCGCGAAAUCAUUCACCGUCUUUGUAGUGCUCCUUUGAGGUCUUAUCUUCUGUUUCCAAGUAGAGUCACAGCAUCUGAGGAGGCGGCGCAGCAGACUGUCCUGCGUCUUUUAGAAAUCCCUCAGAACCAUGUAUUUCUUGGUGUUCCCACCUCGGACGACCAGGCAACACCCUUCAGUUUAACGACUUUCAAAACAUCUGGAGAGUCUGCUUUCAUAGUACUUGAGGGUACUCAUGGUGAUGGACGUACGGUUUCAGUUCCCCGUAUCUACCAAACACCCGUCAAUUCAGCUGUGGUUCUUACUCCCAACGGUACAGUGCAUUGUUUGAAUCAAGCUUCUUCAAUUAUUCCAUCGCUUUCUAGCGAGCUUCCCCAGCGCUCAAGCCCUCAAUAUUCGCCCACUGCUGACACUUCUGACAUCACACAGCUAGGCCAUGCUAGCACCGCGGCUGUUCAACCCCGUGAGUUGCUGCCUAACGUGAAUGCGGACACCUUUACGCUGGAUGAUGUGUUGAAUUUACUGUUAGCUCUUCGAAACAGCUCUCAGCAACACCAACGAUCAGCCACCACCUCUCCCACCACAGAAACAUAUUCUGGGGUUAAUCCUGUGGCAGGUAUUGAGGGUCAGCAUAUCCCUUCCACAACUAGUCGCCGGUCGUCCGCCACGGGCUCAGUUCAUGUGACACCUCACGCAAACUUGGGUAAAUCCUUUGCCUCCACUCCUCAGUUCUCACAGCUUCAGCAGUUAUCUCUUGGUCGUCAACAACGCAUUAUCCCUAUCCCACAGCAUCAUCAACUUUCGCAGACUGUGUCGACAAGUAAGCCGCCAUAUCUAGAGCAAGCUGGUAUUCAGUCUUCCCAGCUGAGUAGUGGACGGGUUUCUUCUAUACCAGGCACAGUUCAGGAUGUUCCUGCGGGAGCCAUUUUCGGCACCCAAAUUGCUGGACUGUCCAAAGAUGGGGCUGUAGCUGCGUCUUACCUGACGCAACCCUUUACACAAGCCAAUCUAAUGUCACAACAAUCAUCGGUAACGUCACAGCCAAGGUGGACAACACAUGAACGCGUCUCUGCCACAGCUCCGCCCCCUUCGGGACUGACUAGUGCUACUGUUGUGUCUCACACACUUCAUUCUCAACAACCUGCGUCCUCCUCUACAGAAAUUACGGCAGCAGGUCUUCAGCAGGCUCUCCAGCUGCUUUCAGCGCUCAACGUUACGGGUUCUCCCGAACAAGCCAAUCAGGAUUCAACGGCGACGGAGUCUUCUGUGAGCAGAGUCCACUGUAAAUGCCAAAAUGUGCUUUGCAUAGUUCCAAACCCCGCCCAACUUCCUCCGACUCCACCCCGUCCUGCACGACUGGCACCCCUUACUUCGAGUCCUGCAACUGUCAUAAAUGCACCUAUUGUUGACACCAGUGGAUUCAGCCAUUUGACGUCUUCUGGAUUGCAGGGCAUGGCCACAGCCUCUCCACAAGCUUCAAUUCAGCAGGGUCUGUCUUACUCUUCUGGUCAACAAAUCCGACCCUCUCACUUGCUUACUCAUGCAGAAGGAGGACAUUCCCAACAAGUAUCCGUCAGUCAGCAAAACGUCCAACAGAAGCUUCCUGAUUUGGCUAACUUACUGCGACUGAUACAAUCGCAGCCGGACCCAAAUGCCGUUAAGGAGCUGCUGGCAACUCUGCCCAUCGAAACCCAAAUCCAUCUCCUAUCUGCACUGCAACCACACACUACACGGGUCACCGGUUUGUCCGGUGCUCCGGUCCAACACCCAGUUCAGACCCACCAACCAAGCCUUGCCUCCUCGUUUGCGCCACAACCUGCGGCUUCUAAUCCUACUUCAUGUUUGGCAGUUGGGCUCAGUUCCAUCAAUCCGCCUGCUAUCAUGACCGCUGCCUCCGUUCAACCACCGCGUGAUACGACGGCGGUGCCGUCAGUUGGGGAUGCACUACAGUCGUCCAGCGCCCACCACCCCGUGCCCGCUGCUCCUACCACUGUGGCCAACAAGUUCACCGUGGUCCCAGUAAAAUCGGAAAACGAUGAACCCGCUCCACCUAUACAACCCGUAGCUCCUACAACUUCUCAACCCAGUGCUGCUGGCCCCCAGUGGAAUCAGGCCCCACCUCGACCACCACGACAACGCGCUGGACAAACUGCUCCACCGCCUCCACCACCGGCCACACCCAAUUCCCAGUUAGAAAUAGACCCUACUGGAUUUAGUCCUUUAGUGACACCAGUGGGGCCUCCUGCUUCAGUUACAAGUCAGAUUGCGUCCACACCGGGUCUUGUCACCGUCCUUCCGACAACCAGCGGACUGGGUGUCCCAGUGAAACAAAUACCCCAGAACUACAAGCCUGAUGAUUCACGUAUGGUCGUUCCAUCGAUGGCGAGCAAUGUUCCUGCAAAAAACCUCCCUUCAGUAUCAUCUCGUACUGCAGCUACUGCACAUGCACCUCUGGGAUCCGCCAUUCCGGUUGCCAACACAGGCACCGCUGCUAUCCAGCAAAUACCGGCGUCUUUCGUUCAUGUAUCACAACCACCAUUGGUUCCUACCGCGAGCACAGUAAACCCGACAGUGAGCUCCAACACUUCCACCGGACACGGUCCCUGAUGUUCAGUAUUUGGACCAUGGACAUUGCUUAGCGCCUUAGUCGCUUUGGAAUCGUUUAUCCUACAUCGUCAGUGGUCCACCUACACAAGCUGACCACCACACCGCCCCCUACGUCGGUUUGUGGAAACUCUCCUUCGUUCUGGUGGGAACUCACAGGAUCACUAGUACCGUUUAUGAACUGGAGGGUACUUUUCGAGCUGGUUCAUGAACCUAAUGUUUUAAAUGCCAGAACUUUGGAGAUUCGUGAUAUUCGUCGUUAUCCCGUGCUUCACUACUGUUUGCCUACAAUCUUUCUGACCCGGUGUACCUUCCAAAAUUGGCUCUGUGGUCGUCUGUCGGCUUGUGAACGCUUUGAUUUUUAUUGGAUUACAAUCGUAUUUCAGCAAUUUCUUCAAUGCCUGUUUCAGUGUGUUUCAAUUCACCCAGAACCCUUCCUAGCUAGUUCUGAUUGCCCAACCUCAUCUUUGAUUUUGAGACUAUUUAGUUUUGCGCUCCGUUUCCCGCACCUUUUCAUCUCAUCUGGACCGUAAUCACCACGACAGGUGCAACCGCGCAAUUUGUCAGAAUAGACAAACAAGGCCCGUCACUAUGCCGGGUCAUUUUGUGCCAAAGCUACUCUUGUCUCUAAGACAGAUGCUCUCAUCUCCGACAGGCCUAAUUCGUAUAUGUGUUUGUGUAAUACAUCCCACACCUUUUUUCUUCAGUUUGUUCGUCAUAACGGUUUCACCGAUUAACCGGCAUCUUCUCUCUUAGCUGCUUCCAUUCAGCUAUCUCAAUUUGCUUUCCGGUAAAUUAGUGGGAUUAUUUUUGUUCGAACUUUUCAGAUGCGAGUGACACUCGGUUCUCUAAUCAAUAAUUGGCAUCCGAAAGCACAUGCGGCUCUCAACGAUCUCACCCCGUUACCUGCUUGCGUUUUUGUUUGUACCUUUGUUGCACGUAGACAGUUGUUAUGUUUUCCGAUAUCUUUCGGAAUCUUGGCCAUCUUUCUUCUUUCGCUGCUUCAGUCAUUCCAGGUUGGUUCCGUGUCUGGUGGCUACUGACGAAAUUACCUCAGAAAUUCGUGGCACCGUCAUCGUUUGUCCCUCCGCACUCUUGAUGCCUUCUCGAAAGCAUAUUUGGGCACCAUGGUCCAUCCUGUCCAUGUAAAUAGUCGUUCCCACUCGCCCGUAUCUCCCCGCUUUUUCCAAACUUCCGAAAUGGUGUUCACCCCCCUUAGUUGAACAACUUUCAUCCUAUGGGCAGUUGGUUGACCCAUCCCCUCCCCACCCCGCAGUUACUUGAGUUUGUCCGAACCAAGUAGUAGCUCUCGA
Messenger RNA from Opisthorchis viverrini, 9791 nucleotides. RefSeq lists its product as hypothetical. The annotation marks the transcript as partial. The transcript is spliced from 25 exons. Gene Ontology annotation, biological process: intracellular signal transduction; protein phosphorylation. Lineage: Eukaryota; Metazoa; Platyhelminthes; Trematoda; Opisthorchiida; Opisthorchiidae. Gene Ontology annotation, cellular component: cytoplasm. The record is from RefSeq and is a predicted model, not a curated record. Gene Ontology annotation, molecular function: ATP binding; protein serine/threonine kinase activity.